GGGUUUUGGAAACACAGAAUUGCAAGUUCAGACGAUAAAUGGCUCGUUGACAUCUCUUCUUCAGUUCUUCUCGAAGCGAAUAUUGUGUCUGAUUGGUGAUUCGAAAUGGGCACGGCUUCGAAGCGAGCUAGAAAAUCAAUAGGCACUGACAGUGAAUCGGAGGACUUCAAUGAUAUGGAGGAUGAGCAGCUAAUGGUUGACGGAGAAGAGGAGGAUGAAGGGGAAGAUAUGGAUGAUGAAGAUGGUGGGGAUGAGGGAGAUGAAGAGGAGGAAGAAGAGGAAGACUCAGAUGAGGGGGACUCAGAGGCGGAUGAGGAAGAAGAAGGAGUAGAUGAAGAAGAUGAGGUAGGCUCGGAGGAGGAGGAGGAAGACGAUGAAGAAGAAGACGGCGACGAACAGAACAAUACUGUUAAUGAUGGUGAGAUGGAAGACCUUGAGAAAGAGUAUAUGGAUCUUCGUCGUCAAGAGCAAGAUAUAUUGAAGAAUCUCAACCGUCACAAGGACGAAGAUGUUGCCAAAGGUCAAGCAGUGAAGAACCAAAAGGCUCUUUGGGACAAAGCUCUUGAGUUUAGAUUCUUACUUCAGAAAUCAUUCUCAAGUUCAAAUAGAUUACCACAGGAGCCUGCUAGGUUUGCAUUUUGUGAUUCAGAUAAAGGAAUCAGUGCAGCUUAUUCUGAUCUGGUCACUGCCACCAAACAGACUUUGGAAUCUCUAUUGGAACUGCAAGAGGCUCUUCUUGAGACUAAUCCAUCUGUUAUCAAAUCCUCAGAUGAUAAUUCUGGAGGCUCCAAGGAUGCAGAUGAUGAAGAAUGGUUACGAAUUUCUCAAAUGCAUCACAGAAUAGCUCCUUUCAGAGACAAGUCAAUAGACAAAUGGCAGAGAAAAACUCAAGUGACAACUGGGGCUGCUGCCAUGAAAAACAAAUUACAUGCCUUUAAUCAGAAUGUUAGUGAACAAGUUGCUUCUUAUAUGAGGGAUCCGAGUAGAAGAAUGAAACAGAUGCAACAAAGUAGAUUGAGUGUUGGCGUCUUCGGAACUAUCCCUCAGGACACAGGCGAUGUUAAAGGAGAGGUUGCUCCUACUGGUGAUGGUGACCCUGAGCUUCUGGAUGACUCAGAGUUCUAUCAGCAGUUAUUGAAGGAAUUUUUUGAGGCAAUGGACCCAACAUCCUCAGAGGCAGCUGGUUAUGAGCUCAAGAAAAUGGGAACAAAGAAGAGAAAGGCGUAUGAUCGACGUGCCUCUAAAAGUCGCAAAAUUAGGCACGAUGUUCAUGAAAAGAUUGUGAAUUUCAUGGCACCUCGGCCGAUGAACCUUCCUGCCAUGGCCCCUAAAUUAUUUGAGAACUUGUUUGGAUUGAGGACUCAAAAACCCAAUUCCAUGGCUUAAUAUAUACUGUUCUGCGACAAGAUGCCUGAAAACCUCUCAAGUUUUGUAGUAUUAAUUUUAUUGUUCGUUUGGUGAUUUAAUCAGAGGCAUUGUUACUGAAACUAGUGGACUAUGUUCUCGUUACGCUUACAUCAUGUUCUUGAUGUCUAAUAUUGUGACA
This is a messenger RNA of Tripterygium wilfordii, 1546 nucleotides long. RefSeq lists its product as uncharacterized. The record is from RefSeq and is a predicted model, not a curated record. The transcript is spliced from 13 exons. Gene Ontology annotation, cellular component: nucleolus; nucleus. Lineage: Eukaryota; Viridiplantae; Streptophyta; Magnoliopsida; Celastrales; Celastraceae. Bases 106 to 1386 code for a protein of 426 amino acids.